Caenorhabditis briggsae is the source of this 585-nucleotide messenger RNA. It is a transcript of the gene Cbr-fkh-10, whose product is annotated as Protein CBR-FKH-10. Bases 1 to 585 code for a protein of 194 amino acids. NCBI's taxonomy places the organism in Eukaryota, Metazoa, Nematoda, Chromadorea, Rhabditida, Rhabditidae. The record is from RefSeq and is a predicted model, not a curated record. The transcript has 3 exons. Gene Ontology annotation, biological process: anatomical structure morphogenesis; regulation of transcription by RNA polymerase II; cell differentiation. Gene Ontology annotation, molecular function: RNA polymerase II cis-regulatory region sequence-specific DNA binding; DNA-binding transcription factor activity, RNA polymerase II-specific.
AUGGAAGAAAUCCUUCGUCAACUUUUCUCUUCAAACCAUCCAUUAUCGAAGGAAUCUUCGUUCCCACUGAUUCCUUUACCACUUGAUGGUUCCAUCCUGAAUCCAUCUGAAUGUCAUCAACCGAAACCUCAGCAUUCAUACAUCGGACUUAUUGCAAUGGCGAUUCUAUCUUCUCCCCAGAAGAAAAUGGUUUUGGCAGAGGUUUACGAAUGGAUCAUGACCGAGUAUCCUUACUUCAGAAGUCGUGGUGCUGGAUGGCGGAACUCUAUUCGACACAACUUGUCAUUGAAUGAUUGCUUUGUGAAAGCAGGAAGAGCAGCCAACGGAAAGGGACACUACUGGGCCGUUCAUCCUGCCUGCAUUCGUGAUUUCGAACGCGGAGAUUUCAGAAGACGUCGAGCUCAACGGAAAGUUCGUCGUCAUAUGGGAUUGCAGGUUGAAGAGGGCGAUUCGUCAGACGAGGAAGAAUCUGCGGGGUCUGAUACAUCACCGCCAAUCUUCUCUCAGGCAUUCUGGAAUCUUGGUUGUGCACGCCGAACACCAAUUAAGUCAUUCACAAUCGACGCCAUUUUAGAGCAUAACUGA